UUUAGGCGCGCGCUAGUGUGACAAGAUGGCGACAUUUUGCCCUCAGUAUUUCCAAUAUACACUUCAAGAUAAAUAUUUUUAGACAGAGACCCCAGGUUUCGAUACCAGAUACACCCGAAAUCAGAAUCUAGCUCCUUUCGCUAUCCUUGGCGGUAUGAAAAAGUGGAAAUAACCGCAAAUAUAGAAUGCACAAUGGACGAGAGAUGCGCUGUAACACCCCCUACUUGAUGCGACGUCCAUUUGGAGAGCUCUCGAUCCUUUCGAGAAAUCUGGAAAGAAUAAUCUGAAGUGGUGAACUCAGCAUGUUUGAGCAGCUUGUUGUCUCAGUUCUGAACAGCGUUCUCGGCCGUUAUAUACGUGAUCUAGACAGCUCUAAUCUUGAACUCGCAGUUCUUCAAGGCCAAGCAGUGUUGAGGGAUUUAGAAUUGAGAGAUGACGCAUUGGAUGGAUUUGAUCUGCCAGUUCAAGUAACACAUGGAUUUGUUGGUGAGAUCUCUCUGACUAUCCCAUGGACCAACCUGUAUUCAUCACCCUGCGACAUAUGUAUUGAAGAUGUCUAUCUCAUUGCUAGCCCUGUGAAAGAACAACCAUAUGAUGCAGAGAAAGCCCGGGCAAGUGAGCUUGCAGUUCAGAGAAAACGGCUGAGGCAAAUUGAAGAAAGCCUUGCAAAGAAAGCUACUGAGAGCACAGAUGGGAUAGCCCAUGCAGAGAAUGGAGACUCAUUUGUUGAGAAGUUAAUGGCGCAAGUUAUCAAGAACCUCAAAGUGUCUGUAAAGAAUAUCCAUAUCAGAUAUGAGGACCAGGUUACAUCAUGUGAAAGUCCAUUUGCUGUGGGAUUCACUCUACAAAACCUUUCAGCUGAGACUACAGAUGAUAAUUGGAAGACAAGUGUUGUUAAUGCUGCUGCGAAAACUGUAUUUAAGCUUGUGAGUCUUGACAACUUAGCAGUGUAUUGGAAUCCAGACCAACAUGCUUAUGACUUGUAUGGCAACCACUGGAAUUGGAAGGGUAAAAUGGAGGAUGGUAUAUCUACAAAAGCUAAACAGCCAAAGGAUUAUGAAUACAUUCUGCAGCCAUUGUCCGCUGAAUGCCAUGUCAUCAUGGACCAAACGUCCAAGGUGGAGAUGGAUGUACCAAAGCUUUUGGUGGAAGUUAUCCAACAGGAGUUAUCACUUGCCAUGUCACAAAAACAGUUCCACAAUCUAAUGGAUGUCAUUGACUCAUUUGAGCUCAUGUCUGUGAAUCAGCAAUACAAGAAGUACCAACCCACUGUCAAAGUCCAUGGCAGUGCCAGCAAGUGGUGGAAGUAUGCUUAUACUGCAAUCUGUGAGGAGGGUAUUCGUAGCUGGUCAUGGGAAAGAAUCAAAGCGCAUCGGGCUAGGUAUCGUGCAUAUAAAUCGUUGUACAAGCGAAAGCUCAAAGGAUUCCAUGACUCAGAGCGUGAGUCUUCCCUUAGACAUUUACAGGCCUUAGAGGAUGACCUAGGUAUCCCAAGCGUACUGAUUGCUAAGCAACAGGCUGAGCUGGAGGUUCCGCCUGAGAUGCGUGAAGUCCUGAGUCCUGCGAAGACAAGUUCUGGAUCAUGGUGGUCUUGGCUAGGGGGAGGUGCUGGAGCACCAGCAGAAACAUUACCACUGGAGGAGGAAGAGGACCUUUUAUCCAAACUUACGGUGGAAGCCUUGCCCAAAGGCGAAAAGGAGAAGCUCUACAAAGCCAUUGACUACAGUGAGGGUGCAAGACCCAUUAAGUACCCACUAGAGUACAUCAAGAGGAGGUUGACUUUCCAUCUGGACUCCUGUCUUGUUACUCUCCUUGAUGUGCAGAAAAGGAAGAUAGCUGAGGUAGCCACACAAGGCUUUGCUGCUGCCAUUGAGCAACGUCCCGGUGGGGAUGCAAUGAGAUUCCAGGCAGAAGUGAAUGGUUUUCAGGUUCUUGGUACCCCAAACUCCAGUGAUGGCCAAUCUAGACCGUGCUUGAUGUCUUCCAAGACUUCACUGGGAAGUGAUGGUAAAGCGCUACUGAGUUUCACUGCUGAGACAAACCCCUUGCAUGUGCGUGCAGAAUAUGCUGUUGCACUCAAGGUGGAACCAGUGGAGAUCAGAUACGACAAUAUCACUGUGGACAAGGUCAUUGACUUCUUUGAUGUCCCAAACUACUCCAAACUGCAAGAGCUAGAGGCAGCUGCAGCGAACAAACUGCGGGAAUUGAGAAGCUGGACCCGGUCAGGGUUGGAGUACGCCAUCGCACAACACAAGGUGACCUUUGUUGACAUGGACGUCCGUUCGCCAUACAUCGUUAUCCCAGAAUAUGGAAAUUUAGCAAGAAAAGGGAAUGUGCUGAUUGUAGACUUGGGUCAUCUAACUGUCGUCAGCGACUUGGUCGACAGGGACAAAGUUCCCGUCAAAAAAAGAUCAGAUGAUGAGCUUGCAGAGAUGUUCUAUGAUAAGUUUGAUGUGAAGGUGACAGAUGUUCAGCUAAUCUUGGCUGAAAAAGGGUCAGACUGGCACUCUCUUCAAGUGCAAUCCUCCACGCCUGAACACAUCCUUCCUGCCACUUGCAUGGAGCUUCAGGCUUACAAGAGCAUCAGCGCCGAGUAUCCUGAAUUACCAGAAUUCAAAGCGAUAUCAGUUCUUCCUACUUUAUGGAUCAAGCUGUCAGACACAAAGUAUAAACAACUAAUGCAGUUCCUCAAAAAUUUCCCUCUUGGCACACAAACGAGAAAAGAGGUGGAGACAAAAGGAAAACCUCUUUUAGACAAGCAAUGGGUUCGCACGGCCUCCACUUUAUCCGUGGAUGAAGUCACCAGCAUCCAAGCCAUCCUCAGUGAGAAGUUACACCCAAAAUCCGACGGCGAAGACGACGAGUGGUUCGACUCGGUUGAGUAUCUUCCGGGAGAUAGGCCUGGGAGCAGAGCGUCACAGGCGCCAGACAGAACGUACUUCACCGGGGAGUUUGCCAUACACCAGCUUCGUGUGACCCUCGAUAAAGCGAACAACAAGCGUGACAAGCCCUACAUUAGCCUAAUUAUCACGAACCUGACCACGACUGUCACCGUGAACACUUGGGACCUGUCCGUCAAGACCUCCCUGGGGUUUAUACAACUGAUCGACAAUUACUUCCAAGGUGAUGAUGGCAAUGCCCUCGCUGUGUUGAGCUCGUCUGGGAAUGAUGACUGGAUCUCAGUCGAUUACGUCCAGGCAGACCCCAAGGGACCCGAGUUCUCCACCAAGUUCGAAAAUACCCAGCAGUCAGUUCGCGUCAAAUUCAGCUCUAUUAAACUCACGGCCGUCAAGGAAGCGCUGGCUGCUUUCGAGAUAUUUUUACUUGAACUUCUUGAAAGCGAUGAUGUUAAGACACUUACACCUCUGCUGCCAAGCAAGUUUCAACCCCUCGAGACCAUAGAGGAAAACGAACAACUAGAAACACGAGCCAUAGAACCAGUCAAUCGAGAAGUAGUAGACAUAGCGAUCGAGGCCCACGUGGAAAAGAUCAGCAUCAAAAUGGUGUCCAGACAAAAGCUUGUAGGAUGUGUGCAUGUGAAAGGUCUUAAAGUUAAAAUCGAGCAAAGGGGACCCGAGACCAAAAUCGUGACUAUGCUUAAAGAUCUUGGAAUUACAAAUGCGAUGGCAGGAACUUUCUACCCAAAGAUUCUUUGCUUGGAAGAUAACACAGUAUUCGAAUGUGAGAUUACACUAUUUGACAACAAGAGCAACUCUGUCAAAGACCCAUUGGCCGUGGAUGUUCUCAUCGACCUCAAAAUUGGCAGAUUCAAGUUUGUGUUCUUGAGUGGUUUCACUGCUCAUAUGCAGAGUUUUGUCCAAGCCCUGAUCAGCCCUGAGACCAUGUCAUACGCGCAAAACAUCACGCAGAACGCUCUAAAGACAAAGGCUAAAAGUCUUCAAGAACGUGGCACUAAACUUGGUCUAAGCAUCAACGUCCACGCGCCAAAGCUUGUAAUCCCUGGACACUCAGGGUCACGUGACAUGCUGGUAGCUGAUCUUGGCAACCUUGAAAUUAACAACGCGAUAGAGAAAACCCGUCAUGGUGUUUUGAUUGACAACAUGGUAGUGACGCUCAGCUCGUUUGAAGUGAGAUGCUUCUCCGAGGAAGAGAAUGUGUUCAGUAAUCACUUGGUGGAGCCAAUCAGGCUUGAUAUUGUGGUGAGAAGAAGACUUGACCCAGCCGCAUCACACAUUCCACUCAUUGAGGUGGAUGCCGUUCUUGAGCUACUGCAGGUUAACCUGGCCACACCCGACUUCAAGCUUCUAAUGAUGGUUAUUAACAAGAACCUGACCGAAGGAAUCAAAGGUACAAUCUGCCUUAAAGAAUGUCGAUCAACCCACCCUUUGUUGUUGCUUUACAGUUGAAACUACAACGGUUUAUUUGCAAAUAACUUCGA
Messenger RNA from Nematostella vectensis (starlet sea anemone), 4399 nucleotides. Its product is annotated as intermembrane lipid transfer protein VPS13A-like. Gene Ontology annotation, cellular component: extrinsic component of membrane. Lineage: Eukaryota; Metazoa; Cnidaria; Anthozoa; Actiniaria; Edwardsiidae. The record is from RefSeq and is a predicted model, not a curated record. The transcript is spliced from 47 exons. The coding region runs from base 303 to 4367 and encodes 1354 amino acids. Gene Ontology annotation, biological process: protein retention in Golgi apparatus; protein targeting to vacuole.